Molecule: messenger RNA, 2232 nt
Organism: Bufo gargarizans (Asiatic toad)
Lineage: Eukaryota; Metazoa; Chordata; Amphibia; Anura; Bufonidae
Product: ethanolaminephosphotransferase 1-like
Exons: 12
Coding region: 1-2109 (702 amino acids)
Biological process (GO): phosphatidylethanolamine biosynthetic process
Cellular component (GO): endoplasmic reticulum membrane; Golgi apparatus
Molecular function (GO): ethanolaminephosphotransferase activity
Source: RefSeq, a predicted model, not a curated record
AUGUUUAGUUACCAGUAUAUCACCUCCGAUCAACUGACGGGUUUUGACAAAUACAAGGAUUCUUUAGAAGAUGACGAUGGUAGAUACAUCUUUAUAAAGGGUUUGAUUGGGUCCCAAGUAUUUACGUUUGGGAAUGUCUACGCUCCUAACUCAGCCCAGGCGGACUGGUUGGUGGAGACUAUUGCAAAAUUUGGCAAAUAUGCAGAUGGUACUGUUUUUCUGGGAGGCGACUUUAAUGUUGCAUUAACUCCUACCUUAGACUCCUCCUCUGGUCUGUCUGCGCUUACUAGGUCGUCUCUGAACAGGAUUAAAUCAGCGAUUUCCUCACUAGGAUUGGCAGAUUCCUGGAGAAUGAUGCACGCUGCCGAGAAAGAUUACACCUAUUAUUCAGCUGCUCAUAAAUCUUACCAGCGUUUGGAUUAUAUAUUCCUCGAUAUAAGAUCAUUGCAGUAUUGUGUCGCGUCCACAAUUGGAAGUAUUCUUUUAUCUGAUCAUGCACCUGUUUUCCUUACUUACAAAAUGACGAACCUUCCUAAAGGAGAGUUUAGAUGGAGAUUGAAUGAAACGCUGUUGAAUAGUGCUACUAUUCCCAAAAUGGUGGAGAAGUUGGAAGAAUACUUUCAGUUGAAUGACAAGGAGGAUAUAUCCCCAGUACUCCUUUGGGAUGCCCACAAAUCAGUGAUACGGGGACAGCUAAUAGCCUUGGGCUCUUAUGUCAAAAAGCAGAAACAAGUUAAGAUUGAAGAACUCACAGCAGAGAUUGCCAAACUGGAAAAACAACAUAAAUCACAAUUAAAAGAGGACGUCUUGGCACACCUGGACACCUUGCGUUCGGAAUUAAAAAAUAUACUAAAUACCAAAACGGCCAAAUUAUUUCUAUCCACUCAAUGUAAAUACUACGCCCAUGGCAACAAAGCGUCAAAAUUACUACUGUCCCAAGUGAAGAAAAAGAAAGUGAAGUCUUUCAUAUCUCAUAUCAAGACUACGACUGCACAGACGUACAGUGCAGUGGACACAAAUCCAUUAUCUGUAUAUGUUAUGCAGCAUGUAUGGAACAAAGUUGUACAGGUAGUGCCGCUUUGGAUUGCUCCUAACAUGUUAACUUUCUCUGGAUUUCUGAUGAUUUUAGCAAAUUAUAUCUUCUUGUUCUAUUAUGAUUGGGACUACACAGCAUCAGGUAUUGGCAAUCAGCACAUUCCUAACUGGAUUUGGAUCUCUGCUGCUUUGGGAAACUUUUUGGCGUAUGCAUUAGAUUCAAUUGAUGGGAAACAUGCCAGAAGGACUCAGUCCAGCAGCCCUUUGGGAGAGUUAUUUGACCAUGGGCUUGACAGCUGGACAGCAUCUAUAUUUCCACUGUCUUUGUUCUCAAUAUUUGGAUGUGAUUCAGGAGAAGCUGGAUUAUCACCAAUGAAGAUGUAUUUAGUGACUAGUGUUGUACUAUUCACCUUUAUGCUGUCACAUUGGGAAAAAUAUAACACUGGAAUUCUCUUUCUUCCAUGGGCAUAUGAUAUCAGCCAGUUGUCAAUGACUUUGGUUUACAUCCUCACUGCAAUAGUUGGAGUAGAGACUUUCCAUAAACCAGUGCUCCCACAUGUAUACAUGACUGAUUUUUUAAUUACAUUCCUUGUAGGAUGCAGUUUACUAAUCGCCCUUCCCCAGACAUUGUAUAAUAUUGUUAUAGCUUAUCGCCAGAAAACCCUGCUGAAGGACUCUGUUUAUGAAGGACUUUUACCAUUAUUUUCUCCUUCGAUUUUAUUUAUUUUGCUUACUAUAUGGACAGUUUUUUCUCCAUGUAAAAUCCUGGACAGACAGCCAAGACUAUUUUUAUGGAUGGUUGGUGUACUCUUUUCAAAUGUGACUUGCAGAGUUAUUAUAUGCCAGAUGAGUAACACCAAAUCUGAAGUCUUCCAUUGGCUCCUUUGGCCAUUGACUCUAGUGGUCGGUCUAGCCGUGUCUGAAUAUCUUGGGAUGCUGGAAGAGCCUACUUUCUUUGCCAUGACAGCUUUUGCUACUGCAGCUCACAUUCAUUAUGGAGUUUGUGUGGGGAAGCAGCUGAGCAGACAUUUCCAUAUUUACGUAUUCUCUCUAAAGAAGCGGGAAAUCAUCUGACAAAAACUUUCACCAUUUAAAUGCCUACCUUGAAGAAAUAUGAAGCCUGAAGAUCGAAAGUCUCUGAAUACCUAGUUUUAUAUAACAGCUGUCUACCAUGUGCAGACAUCAUCGUAAUGAACA